This is a messenger RNA of Rhopilema esculentum, 4269 nucleotides long. Its product is annotated as lysine-specific demethylase 7B. The record is from RefSeq and is a predicted model, not a curated record. Lineage: Eukaryota; Metazoa; Cnidaria; Scyphozoa; Rhizostomeae; Rhizostomatidae.
UCCAACUAUAUUUUACAAAAAGUGUUAUAUGCAUUCAUAAAACAGGGGGAUAAUAGGAAGAUUAAAAGGGGCUAGCUAAUUGACAUUUUAUCUAAUUUUCUUUUUUUGUUCGGUUGUCAGUGCAUUUCUAUGAUGAAAAUGAUACUUUGCAAAUGCCUAACGCAAAUACACUCUUCCAACUCAUACAUUGCAUCACAUUACCACUAACCAUUUCAUCAAAAGUAAUUCAGAUCAAAACAUAUCAUGAAAGUCAGUAAAAAUUUACUGGUCGAAACAUGUCACAGAAGUUGUUAUUGAAUUCCCUAAAAAGUGCAUCGAUGUAAGGAAGAAGUAUUUGAGCUUUUGACGAAAUAUAACAUGAGAGGGUGAAUUUUUUGUAUCCAUAGGAAUUUCAUUCCAGAAUUUAGCUACACAGUAACGCACUGAUUUCUGUGUCAGGAAAAUAUCAUUUUUAGUGACUUGCCGUGUACCAUAUUAAUGCCCAGAUUUCACUUAUUGAAAGAAGGAAUGAAAACAAGAAGGAGAGAUCUAUGCAGUCAUAUACAAAGCUAAGCAUUUUCAACUGAAAACGAUCCUUCUCUUGCAACUUCUGAGUUAAAUAUCGAAGUAGCAUAUCAAAGGAAACGAAUUCAACCAGAAUCAAUAGCCCCAGAGCAUUUUUAGUUGUUAAAAUUUUAUGUCAUAUUAUUAUUUUUUCUGAAAAACCUCAGGGUAUUCACUGAAUACCUGGGCGCUAGGCCAUUGCUCUUACUUUCAGUGUGGACUGAAGAAGAAACUGCCCUACUUUAAAAGUAAUGUAGCGCUACAAAACUGCAAAGCUUGCAGGUGGACAGGAUUGGGAAACUGUGAGGACCAAGUAUGAGAACAUAUCGUCAGAAUGUUUUGUAAUAAUUCUUCAACACAGUAGUUUGUCAACUUGAUGUUCUGAUUUCUGGUCCCAAAAAGCCACAUAUUACAUAUUCAAACUAAUCAAAAAAUUUUCUGUCUCACCUUCAACAAAUAACAUAGACAGAUCUGAUCUGGACCAGAUCCACCAAUUUAUAUGGGAUCCGGUCCAGAUCGGAUCCAUACGGGAUCUCCUCUGAAAGCAAUUCCAAAAGUAAUCGGAUAGCGGAUCCAAAAGUAAACAGAUUCGCCAGUUGCGGUGUAAAUGCAAGGCUUAUCUGUACUCUUUUGGAUCAGAUCCAGAUCGGAUCCACUCUCAUGUAAAUGGGGUCUAAUUUGUAUGUCAGUUUAGGAGAUCUUUAGAAAUUUCUCAAGACUGGUAUGUUUUUCCCUAUAUUUGAAAAUAACAUCAACACAGGAUCGAGACUGAAAACGUUUGUUUCUUGCAUUCACAAGUUUACUUAGAAAAUUUGAGACUGCCCACCAGAAAUCAUAAAUUUUUAGUUACUUUUUCAGUUGAUUAUGUUAAAUGUUAUUGUCUAGAGAUUUUGUUUGGCCAAUAUGCAAAAGCACACAGAUAUGUGCCUGGGCAGUAUAUUCAAAGUUUCCAGUCUGGCGCAUGAAGAUAAGGUUUUUUGCAUGUAAAAAAUAUUCUCAACAAACCGCAAAGAUUCCAAGAAUAAAGAACCUUAAAACCAAUAAUUGUGUUAUUAUCAUGAAUUAUUUUCAUUAUUUUUAGAUGUGUAGGGGUUUCAGAGAAUCAGGCUACGGAUAUUGAUGUCUAUCAUUGCCCUUUGUGUGAACAGGUCCAUGGUACAUCCACUUUAAAAAGAAGAAGAUCAACACAGAGGCGAAACUACAAAGAGCUUAAUAACGGGAUUAAGCCAAUAUUUGCUGGGACAAUAGAUUUCAUGAAACUACUAAAGACAAGGAAGUUUGAUGGUCCUAGCAAUAAUAUUGUUGUCUUGGAGAGUGGGUCCUUGUUAAGCAGCAGAUACUUGGAAGCCAAUGGUUUCAGAGAACCAAUUUUGGUAAAGCAUGCAGAAGGCCUUGGUUUGAAAUUACCUCCAAGCAACUUUACUGUUUUUGAUGUUGAACAGCAUGUUGGCUCAUUGCAAGAGAUCCAUGUCAUUGAUGUGGCAAGGCAGGAGGACAUGAAGAUGAAAAUGAAAGAAUGGACAGAAUAUUACAAUUCUCCAAUUAGAACAAAAGUUCUAAAUGUCAUUAGCUUGGAAUUUUCCAAAACAAGGCUUUCAUCCUUGGUUCUACCGCCCAUUGUUGUCCAAGAAAUAUCAUGGGUGGAGAAUAUCUGGCCAAAAGACAUGACUGAGGACAGUCCACAUUCAAUGCCCUAUGUUCAGAAAUAUUGCUUGAUGGGUGUGAAAGACUGUUACACAGAUUUCCAUGUUGACUUUGGGGGCACUUCAGUGUGGUACCAUGUUUUUCGGGGCGAAAAAGUGUUUUAUCUUAUUGAACCUACUGAUGAAAAUAUAGCAAAAUAUGAGAACUGGGUCUCAUCCUCAAAUCAGAGUCAAGUAUUUUUUGGUGACAGGGUCAGCAAAUGUGUGAGAUGCUCAGUAAAACAAGGAGAGACUCUUUUCAUUCCUACAGGCUGGAUACAUGCUGUUAUGACACCCACAGACGCGCUUGUCUUUGGUGGUAACUUUUUGCAUUCUGCAAAUAUUGGUCUGCAGCUGAAAAUAUACGAUCUGGAGCAUCAUUUGAACACACCAAUCAAGUUUCUGUUUCCAAACUAUGAGACAACUUGUUGGUAUGCAGCAAGAGCCAUGUUGAGAAAACUUAAAGAUAUUCACAAAGAAGGAAUAAAGAUUCCCAAUUUCUUAUACAAAGGUAUCGAAACGCUUCUGAGAUACCUUCGAAGCUGGACUUUGAAUAAAGAGGAGUUUCUUAAGUUUCACAAGUUCCAAGUUCCUGAAGAAGUCAACUAUACAAAGCUGCUAAAGGCAUUGGAAAAAGAACUUAAGAUUGACAUGGAAAUUCCAUCAAGUAAUUCGGGAAUAUUGUGUGCGACUCCUGCAAUUGUAAUGGCACACAUUGCACAAAUGAAGAAAGAAUUGCCACAGGUUGAAAAGAAGAGUGGGUCGACUACAGUGAUAAAGUUAAAACUAACAGGACCAAAUCCUAACAACAGUUGGUCAGAAAAUGCACAUUCGAUUAAAAGCAAAAAGAAAGGCAUCUCGAAAAAUUCAGAUAGGAAAAAUGUAGAAGUCUUGAAAAAUGCUGCCACGAAAAGAAUUCGAAAGAAGAAAAUUAAGCGAAGACGUGAUGUCUCUUCUGAGACUUUCACCAGUAAAGGCGAAUUGUCAAAGAAAAUCUCUUCCAGUCGACCAAUACAAGUCCAAGUCACCAACGGUAAAAUUAGUUCAUCGAUAUCACCAUCAAGUGAAGUCAAUAAAUCCAAUAUUUCAAAAGGACAUCAAUUCCAACCACUCGUCUCGGCAGAUUUACUAGUGCAACCAAGAGGUGAAAACUCUGAAAUCCGCGCACCAGCAAUAGAAGACCAGGACUGGGAGGCUGCGCAGCUACUCUCUAAUUUUCAUGGCAUGGAUACCGAAAGAGACACUAAGUUUAUGCAGCAAGUUUCCGAUGAAUCAACCGAGAAAAUCUGUCACUCUGUCCCAGGCCUAGGUGCUGAUAAAUCUUCAAAACUACCCGGGGAAAGGUUUUUAGAGCAAUUUGAUGCAACGAAGAAAGAUUUGUUUCAUGAAAACAGAGGGCAUACAAUCAGUCAAAUGAAGACGCCAAAUAUGGCCGACGAUUACGUAAUCCGAGAACCUCUUGCUAAGCCACAAGGAAAAAUCAAAAGGAGUCGUUCGGACGCUGAUUCUGAUUAUGAUCCGGAAGAAGAGUACUACCAGGAUGCCAACUUUGUCUACCCGAGGCUAAGUACAACCUCUGAUCUUGAUUUCGAUGAUUUUUCAUGGAACCCUGGUCAAAGAGGCAAACGGAAAGCAAAGAAUUCUUUGAGCUCAAAAAGUAAAUUAAAUAGUGGAACAUCUCAUCGCCAUCAAACUGCAUCCUUCGAUUGUUCGAAACCUGGUCCCGACGAUUAUGCAAAAGCAAAAAGCCUAAAAGACGCAGGACCUUCAGGCAAACAUGGUCUAGGUGGAGAUAAAAAGAGGGAGAAAAUUCGAAAGGGCAGCACGACAGCGAAACAGCGAUUAGGAAAACUGCUAAAGUUAGACAAACUUGGAGGAAGAUAUGUGCGUUGAAAACUCAGAGCCUAUACUCACAGAUAGAAAACUAUACCUUUUUGCAACUGGCAGGUUGCAUCUCAAAGGCGCCAUGUACCACUUUUUGUCAUUAUUUGUAUUAUACUUCCUGUAAAUAUUUCUUGUAUCUUAACACAUGUCUGACUACAAA